Messenger RNA from Fragaria vesca subsp. vesca, 1204 nucleotides. RefSeq lists its product as uncharacterized. Gene Ontology annotation, molecular function: zinc ion binding; nucleic acid binding. The record is from RefSeq and is a predicted model, not a curated record. NCBI's taxonomy places the organism in Eukaryota, Viridiplantae, Streptophyta, Magnoliopsida, Rosales, Rosaceae. The transcript is spliced from 3 exons. The coding region runs from base 119 to 910 and encodes 263 amino acids.
ACGGCUCCCUUUCAUUAUCAAUAAGAAAUAGAGCGCUCUCGCUCUUUCACAAUAUUCUCCCCAUAUUUAUGCCCCUUUUCUCUUCGCCACAGCCACAGCGCCAAACCCUAAUUCAGCCAUGAACGCCGGUGAGCCGAAUCCGGAGCAGCUCCUCUGGAUGGAUCUCCCUGAGUGGGCCGAUGAGGUGCCGGAAGACUCUGUGUUCUAUAUGUUGGAGGAGCUCGCUCUUCGUCAUCAGAUUCCGCUCAAGCCUUACGAUCCUAAUAAAAAAGGAAAAGGACGCAAAGUUGUACUGGUUAAGAAGAGUGAUCUUGCCAAGAAGAAGUGCGACGCUUGUGGGAAGGAGGAUGACCACUUCAAUUUUCAGUGCCCUAAUGACCCUGAUCGCGAACUUAUGGAACAAAAAGUUAUCAAUGGGGUGGAGAUGGUUGUGUACUGUGACUUCUGUAAGACAGAUGACCACCACACUUGGAGGUGCCCAGACCUGGAAGCCAUCCCAUUUGGCCCAAUGGAUGAGGAAGAUCUGGUUUGUGAAGCUUGUGGUGCUGAGGAUGAGCACUGGACUGAUGUUUGCCCCAAGCAGAUUAGUGGACCACCAGAGCCUGAGCCUGGAUUCAGGGAAUGUUUGAUUUGUGGCAAGCUCGAGGACAGCUUACACUGGACUGAGGACUGCCCUAAGUUGGCUGAUGGCAAUCUUAAAUUUUGUUGGACUUGUCGGUCGCUGGCUGACCACUCCACUGAUGAUUGCGACAAGUUUGUUCAGACAGCUGUUAUCUUUUGUGCGUGCUGUGAGACCACCGGUGACCACUCGACUGAAGAUUGCCCUAGGGAAGCUAAGGAUGGUCGCAAGUAUUGUGGAAUUUGUGAUUGGUUGGGUGACCACACGACUGAUUGCUGCCUCUUGAAGUGAUGCCAACUCUGAUCCUGUGAUCACCUGUUUGGAGGAUUCUUGGGAGCCUGAGAACUUUUCUGGCCUUAAUCGGCUGACCCAUGGUGUUGGAUCAAUAACUGUUUCUACUGGAUUAGAAGUUAAUGGAUAUGUUGCUAGCUGGAUAUCUAGAGUUUAGUUUACUGUUAAGCAACUGUUUUCUUGUUAAUGGUUGGUGUGCUGUGUAGGUCUCAAAUACUAUCGACUUAUGGGCAUUAUCUAUUCACCUUUUUACUUGUUGCAUUCUUUUCUCAUGUUAUUGGAUAACUUCUAAUG